Molecule: messenger RNA, 3852 nt
Organism: Zootermopsis nevadensis
Lineage: Eukaryota; Metazoa; Arthropoda; Insecta; Blattodea; Termopsidae
Product: ankyrin repeat and BTB/POZ domain-containing protein 1
Cellular component (GO): ubiquitin ligase complex; cytoplasm
Molecular function (GO): protein binding
Source: RefSeq, a predicted model, not a curated record
AGGAUUAUAGUUUAUUUUGAGGUGCAUGUUGUAAGGCCCCACCCCGAGCUCAAGGGCGUAGGAACCGUGGUGAACGACUUCAAUAAGAAAUUGUGUACGAUACCACAUAAAACAUGCAAAGUAUGUGGCUUUGGUAGUCAUGUAAUAUCCAUGGUGUGUGUUCCACCACAGAUGAAUUGGCAGUAACUGCAACCCGGUAGAAACGAAUUGAGCUGUGUGAUUUGGUUUUGUGACGCAAAUCGUGGGAUACGCAGGAACGUAGGAUAUUGAAUAAAAUUAUUUUAUGUUUGGUGUUGCCAUGGACUUGAAUGACUUAUUUUCAAGUUGUAAGAGAGGAGACUUGAGUAGAAUAGAGUAUCUUGUUGAACAUAAGGAAGUAAACGUCAAUGUCCGUGAUAAAUGGGAUAGCACACCACUGUAUUAUGCUUGCCUGUGUGGCCACACUGAUAUUGUACAGUAUCUCUUGGCCAAUGGUGCAAGGUGUGAGGCCAACACAUUUGAUGGUGAACGGUGUUUGUAUGGAGCAUUAACAGAUCAAAUAAGAAAAGUAUUGUUGAAUUAUAAGAUUGUCACAAGCCGUACAAUGCGAAGGGAUUUGUAUGAUGAAUUUUUGAGACGACUUUUGGAGACUGGAGAGCUUAGUGAUGUGACAUUUGUGGUGAACGGCAGCACAUUCCACGUUCACAGGUGUGUGUUAGCAGCAAGAUGUAUUUAUUUCUGUGACAAAUUUCAAACAAGAUGGCAGGACAGACGCAUCAUCAACAUAGAGAACAAUCUGGUGCAUCCCAGUGCAUUCAAGUCGCUAAUGCAGUAUAUAUACACUGCAAGACUAGAAACACACAUAGAUGGCGUGGAUGACUGCAUACGUUUGGCUGUACAGUGUCGGCUGUCUCUCCUGAAGGCGGAGCUGGAGGAUAUGGUGAAGAAGGUUAAUUCAUUUGAGUGCACGAAACCUGGUACAAGUGUGAAGACGUUGACACUAGAGUCUGCAGAACUUGCUGCUAAACUGCAGCAGGACCUGGGUGUGCUUGGUGUGCAGGCUCUGCCACAGGAACUGCGCACAUGGGUCACAGGUGUUGACCUUCCACUCAUGCCCAUUGUGCCUCUGUUCCUAGUAGACAUCUGCUUCUGUGUAUGUGGCUGCAAGUUCUACUGCCACAAGGCUUUCUUUUGUGGAAGGAGUGAAUAUUUCAAUGCUCUACUGCGGGACCACUUCAGUGAGACAACGGCUGAUGAUGGAAACCCAAUGGUUACUAUUAGAAAUGUUCCAGUAGAAGCAUUUGCUUCUGUUGUAUACUAUAUUUACACCAAUGCUGUGCAGGCUCGGGAAGAAUACAUCCUGGAUGUGCUAUGUGCAGCAGACAUGUACUUAUUGCCUGGUCUCAAACGAGGCUGUGGAGUUGUGCUUGGAAGCUGUCUAAGUACAGAGAAUGUAGUGAACAGACUGAAGACUGCACGGCUGUUCCAGCUGCCACAGCUUGAGGAUCAGUGCACCCGGUUCAUUAGUCUGCACAUUGAUAAGGUAGUGCAUGAUGAGGGAUUACAUGACCUGAUAAUACAAGAUGCUACAGAAGUGAAAGGAAGACAAGAAACAGACAGCAUUCCUGUUAUAGAUGACAUCCGUUACCAUAUCAGGUCAGAUGUUAAGGCAGUCAGCAAGCUGCAGGAGGCAAGUGAGAAGUUGCAGAUGAUCGACAGACUUCUAGAAGACCUUGGGCUGGAUGCCUAGUGAAGUGUCUUUGGACAAACUUCUCAUUGCAGUUUGGACAGGGGUACCAAGUUCUCCAGAUGUUAUAUGGUUAAUAUAACUUUAAAACAAUAUCCUUUAGUGUUGUUUAUUAGUAAAGUCCCUUCUACAAGUACCCUAUAUGUUUGGACACAAACAUACGAUCACCAUUUUCAUCAUCAUAAUUAUAAUCGGUUAUUGUGUAUGUUUGUUAACUUGUUAUUCUGGUUCCAUAUCAGAAUUACUGCUGACAUUGGCAGCACUAGAAGCUUUCAUGGGUGGUGCAUAUAACUCUUACAGACAAGAAAUUCCUGUAUUUGUAAAUAUUUUUCCUAGUUAGCAUGUUACUUGUCAUUUCAUAGAAACUGAUGUGAAUAGGGAAGGCAGGAGUGAGCAUUUGGUAAUAUAAGCUGAUAGUGAUGCAGCAGAACGAAUAUCUGACAUGUGCUUCUUCAUAGACAGAGGUGAGAGCUGAAACAGGUGUUUACCACAGUUUUAUGUUGACUUUCAAUAUUGUGAUGCGCAAACAAUAGCAAAAGAUUUGCUAUGUAGGAUUCAAGUUUUUCAGAGCACUGUCAGUGUAGAUGAUAUUCUGUUCAGUUGUUGCAUCAUGUAGCCACUGCUUCAGAGAACAUCCUGCCUCUAUCUUGAAUUGUGAUUUGAGGUGUGUUAGAAAUUAUAUGCUUGAUACCUGAUUAGGAAACAGAUUAGAUUGAUGAUAUCCAAUCAGAGCAAUGGGAAGGGGAGAGGACAUAGAGCCAUUUGCAGGUUAAUAGGAAAGAGCCAUUUUUGGGGCACCAGAGAAGAAGGUUGGGUCAGAAGAGAGAAAGAGAAAAAUUGGCCCUUCCUUUCAGUUCCUUAAAAGGGCUGCUUUUUUAUCUCCUCUGGCAUUAUCCUUCUCGUAACCCUAUAUAACCAUCAUCUUGAGCCCUGAUGAUGGAGGCACUAUGUUUUUCCAAAACAUUGGCACACAGACAAAAUACUGCAUGGUAAAACAACCAAGAAGACCACCAUCUAUAUGAUUUGUAACUUUUUCUUUUAAGAUACUCCUCAAAAAUUUGCCACCAUAUUAUAAUUAUGCAUGAAGAAGGCUGUUUUCUGUGUGCUGUGUAGUCUGGUGUUACCAGAUUCAGUGCUGUAAGAACCUUGAAUCUCACAUAUUUAUGCAUGUUUAAUUCUGCUACAAAUUUUUCUAAAUGCAACUACUGAUAAUACAUCAGUAUGUAUAAGAAACUGCUCAGUAAAUUCUGUGCAACUGAUUUGUGAUAAAUUUGUUCUUAAAUUUAAUUUUUCAAAAUUUUGAGUAGUCAUUGGAUUGCAGCAGAUAUGGUAAUAAUAUUAAAAGCACUUAUUUUGUGGCAUGUGCCAAAUAAACACUUUGUAAUUUUCUUAGCGUAAGCUGAUAGAAUGUAGAGAUAAGUCUGCAGGGAAUACUUAUUAUUUGUGUGUACAUUUCCUUCAGAUCUACAUAUUUUACAUCUUUAUUAUGCUCCCUCCUGCUUUACAUUGCAUUUUUUAAAACUGUAUUUAUUAUCUUUAAUAGACAAACAUAAGCCUGUUUAUGUGAACUGUUUAAAUUAAAGAGUGGAUUAAUCACUAAGUUACAGACUUAGUUGCUUGUUGUGUAGUUGUUAUUUAUAUGUGCUUAAAACAGUAAAUUGGCUUAGAUUAAUAAUCAGCAGAUGGCUGAAUGUUAAAUUCCUAGCAGAUUCAGGAAUUUUUCUUCUCGCUGCCAUGAUUACACUUGCUCUGGUGCCAGCAUAGACUCAAAUCCAAUUGGUACCAGAUGGUCUUCUCCAGGAAUAAAGCUACUGGAGCAUUAAGCUUAAUUUACAUUUUUGUCUGUAUUUUUUUUUGGGGGGGGGGUGAUUGUGUGUAGGUUUGAGUACUCUUUUAAUGUGUUUAUAAGGUAGAAAAUAAAAUUAGGUCCUGGAAUUUAUUGUUUGCUUCUUGUAUAUUAUUUUUCUUUACCCUACACAUGAGUGAUGCUGAUGUGUGGUUACAUUUAUUUUUGAGACAUUUCUUCUAUCUUACACACAAUUUACAUGCAGAAUUGAAUUUGUAAAAUGAAAAAAGACAGAAAUUCUUUUAAUUUUAUAACACAAUAAACAAUUCAUUGGACAUGA